AUUGCAUCUGGCAACUCUGUUACAAAAUGUCCGACAGUAAUAUCCAAAAGUCAGAUUCGGAACCUAGCAGCAAAAAAAUUAAAAUUGAUCAUGAAAAUGAUAAUGGUGUGAACGAAAAUAAGUUAGAACUGAAAGACUUUGAAACAGAGAAGAUAUUAAACAACAACACGUUUAGGAAAACCGUCUGUGUGCAAGGAAAAUUCAAAGACAAAAGUGGCGUGGCUUUGCUUGUUUUAGAGAAAAAUGCUUUCAAGGAAGAAGAUUUGAAUAAUGAUGGUUACUUUUCCGUAGACACGGAACUGAAAACUUUCUUCCAGAACGACAUUUACGGAAAUUACGAGUGGUUCCCGCGCUCGUCAUUAAAUGGUAUAAAGACGUCAAUAAUCUACCCGGCUACAGAGAAGCAUAUAGCCAAAUUUAGCCAGCAAGAGACGCACAUUGUGUUGGAGACGCCUGAGCUUUAUAACAAGCUAACACUACCUCAUAUUGAGAAGGAACAGUUUAAUUUGCAGUGGGUAUACAACAUCUUAGAAGGCAAAAGCGAGCAAGACCGAAUUGUAUACAACAAUCCCUGCGAGAAGGACGGCUUUGUGCUACUUCCUGAUCUCAAAUGGGACGGGGUCACUAAGGAGACUCUUUACUUACUUGCUAUAGUCAGACGGAGAGGGAUCAAGUCUCUGAGGGACUUGGAUGAGACUCAUCUGCCGCUGUUGAAAAGGAUUCGGGACGAGGGAAAGAAAAAGAUAUUAGAAAAGUACAACGUGCCGUCAUCACAGCUGCGCAUCUACUUUCACUACCAACCUUCAUUCUACCACCUCCACGUUCACUUCACGUACCUGCGUCACGAGGCACCAGGCAUCUAUGCAGAGAAGGCACAUCUACUCGAUACCGUUAUCGAUAACAUCGAAAUGAUCGGUAACUACUACCAGAGAGCAACACUACCCUUCACCAUUCGCGAAAUGGACAACAUUUUCAACAUCUACGAAACCAAUGGACACGUCCACAGAAUUAAACCAAGUAUCGAGAAAAUUGAAUUAAUCGAUAAGUAAUUAAUAAGCGUAAUUUGUAUAUAAAAAGCAAAAAUGUUGAUCAAAAACAUUUUCAUUGAGCUACGCUCCAGAUUGAGGAGUUGCAACGUUUUUAUAACGACCGGAGUCGAUUUUACCAAGAAUUGUAAUUUGAAAAUAAGUAUACAAACCAAUUGUAUCGUCCUUAAUUAUUAUAAAGACGAUUAUGAUAAGUCUAAACGAAGAGACAGUCUCUCUUCCAUCGAAAGUCUUUCUGAUUGUUAUUCAGAAGAUGAGUAUGAAGUCACGUGUGUGAUUCCUGUACGACAAUAUUGUCAGAUCAUACCAAACUCUAUGUCAUGUCUCAAAAUAGAUAAGAGUACCAUAUCAUUCAGAAUACUGACUGAACCCAAGAACGGAGGCAAUUUUUAUAAAGAAUUGUUAUCGGCCAACAAUUUUGAUAGCCCAACCAAAGGAAGUGUAUUAAAAUUAAACGUGAAAGCUGGUGAAGAACUGAAAUUAACUUGUGCUAAUUGUUCUAACGUGGUGUCGGGGAAUUGUGUGAAGUUCGACAGAGUUCUAGAGUUACCAACUGCUAAUUUAGAUAUGUCGGAGUGGUUUUGCCAUGGACAUGGUCACAGUCACAGCCACGGAGAAACUCCACAGCCCUCAGAUGGUGUUAUCAAACCAAAUAAAACUGAUUUCCUGUACAGACUGACGUUUUUCGUGGUCAACAAUAGUGUUCUAUCUGAUAAGACUAACAAAUUCAACUCUAAAAGAGAAGUGUAUCAUUGCAAUAGAUGCCUCGCGUGGCUCGGACUGAAAGACAAGGAUACCGUCAAAUUAUACAAUUCAGAAAUAAAGUUACAACAAAAUAACACUGAAACUGUCGUCUUCGCCCACAAAACUGUACAAGACAUACACACAGAUGAUUUUAUAUACACAAUAGAAUAUAUGACUAGAGAAUUCAACCUCGGCUUCCAAUACACUGUGAUGUGUAAAAUAGUACUUGAAUGCACAAUUUCUGCUACAAAGAAACAGUAUUUACUUAUCUGGGUGAUGGAUAAAGAAUUGCAAGUGCUUAGAAAUAAUGUGGAUACAAUUUUAAAUGAUAAGAUUGAGCUGCAAUCAACUUCUGUAACAAAAAUCCUGUUUAAAGUUGAGUUUCGUAUGAACGAGGAAGUUGAGUCCUGGGUUUCAGACCCUGGGGUGGUGACCACAGAAAUUUCCAAAGGCAUGUUUAGCAAUGGUCUCGCGCAUUUACAGAAAAUGUCUCAGAAAGUGCCAGAAUCUUUCCGCAAUAGCAAUGGUUACUGUGUUAGCUAUCUCAAAGUUUAAACCAAUAAAUUCGCAAAGGAA
This is a messenger RNA of Helicoverpa zea (corn earworm), 2366 nucleotides long. It is a transcript of the gene Dcps, whose product is annotated as m7GpppX diphosphatase. The transcript has 4 exons. The record is from RefSeq and is a predicted model, not a curated record. The coding region runs from base 27 to 1049 and encodes 340 amino acids. Gene Ontology annotation, biological process: deadenylation-dependent decapping of nuclear-transcribed mRNA; protein polyubiquitination; proteasome-mediated ubiquitin-dependent protein catabolic process. Gene Ontology annotation, molecular function: hydrolase activity; cyclin binding; ubiquitin conjugating enzyme binding. Gene Ontology annotation, cellular component: cytosol; nucleus; P-body. Lineage: Eukaryota; Metazoa; Arthropoda; Insecta; Lepidoptera; Noctuidae.